Molecule: messenger RNA, 2042 nt
Organism: Verruconis gallopava
Lineage: Eukaryota; Fungi; Ascomycota; Dothideomycetes; Venturiales; Sympoventuriaceae
Exons: 1
Coding region: 1-1959 (652 amino acids)
Source: RefSeq, a predicted model, not a curated record
AUGGCUGCAUUCACCGUCCCUUUUCCAGUACGGAAGGCUACGAAGAAAGUCGAGAAUGAGUGGAAGACAUGGCGGCUGAGCAGAUGGUAUACGGUAGGCCUACUUCUCGUCGAGGCCUCCAUGAUCGUUGUUAUUCUCGUUCUAGAGCGCUACUCCGCAACGCACCAAGGCAUUGCCACUGUGCCGCAUGUCGAGACGGACCAGGACUUUCGUCUUUCCAUAAUCAGCAUGUUCUGGACAUAUGGACUGCUCUGGACAGCAUUACCGUCGUUUUUGAUGGGCCUCUAUCGCAUUGGAUGGGACGCAAUAGUCAUGGCGACUGCCGAAAGGCAGCCAUAUGUUGAGAUCAACCGUGACGAGCAGGAUGCGAGCACAGCUCGAGAGACCAUAAUGCUGGACUAUCGCACUUAUCCUCUUCUUUACAAUUGGCUUGUCGCCUUUCGGCUGAAGCAUGUCUUGAUAGGAUGUGCAAUGAUGCUCAGUUCGGUGCUUUCCAUUGCACUUGUGCCACUUGCAUCACACAUUCUUGCCUCAGCGCCGGCGAUAAUAACGUCUGAGUAUCAAGUCACCAUUCCAUAUACCUUUGAUUCCGCCCCGCUGGCGAGCCUCGAUUUGGAGACGUUCAUCAGCAUGGCCAAGUCAACGCAAGCCUACGGAGCGGAGCCACCGCCGUGGUCCAUGUCAAAGUACGCAUUCGAGGCCAUCAAUCUCACGGAUAUUGACACGCGUCAGAACUACACUAUCCCAGUGAAUGCAUAUUACGGCCAGGUCGAUUGCAAACUCUUAAACGUUCCGCCGCCAAGUAUUUCGUCGAACUCCUUGAACCAAACCGUCCUCAGUUUCAAUAUCACUGAUCGUGGAUGUGUAAUUAUGCCAGUGCAAGUCUACAUCUCAGAAAAUUCUCCUUCCAUUGUCGCGCGAACUUGGGAGUCCAUCUCUUGCGGCGAAGCGGCGCACACGAGCCGAGUCAUGAUUUUAACAGGAAAGCCAACAUCACUGUCUGAGAUGUCAAACCUGACCGUAGUCUCCUGCAUACCCAGUUAUUGGAAAACGUCUGGUUUGCUUAGUAUUAGGGUCGAGAAAAGGUCCAGUCCAACCGUCGAUAAGUUUGAUGAAGAUACAGCGAACAAAACCGAGUUUCGUCCCUUCGGCGCAAACAUAUUUGAGCCGGACUUGACGAGCUAUACGCAACUCGAUCCGAAGGGAACAUUUCAAACAGACUUAUUUGCAGCCACCGUGUAUGAAGUUGCCAAGAAAUCAAACCCAGCGGAUCCUCUAGACUCAAAUACUCUGAAGACAGCGAUGGAGUCUGUCUGGCCUUCCAUUUUUGCAUAUGUGACGGCAAUAUCGUUGAUACAAAGUCCGAUGGAGCGAACUGUGGAGGCCCAAGCGAGGAGAUUCGAGACGAGACUGUUCGUUGUGCCUCCAGUAGCGUGGACCAUUGUCAUUGUCAUGAUUCUAGUACUUAUAUGCAACGCGUUGCUCAUCUUGCAUGCCGAACUCAACCACUCAAUCCUGCUAGAAGAACCAAUCGGCCUUCUGGGCGCGGCAGUUCUGCUCCAAAACAGCGACGUCGCCGGAUUAGUGGCUCAAGUGCGCGGCGAACCGCCGGACGAUAUCAAAGUGCGAGAGGAGAUCAAGAAGAAAGAUCUAGCAGGGUCGAGAUGUUGGUUUGACAGCACGACGAAGACUAUUCGACUCAGCGGGUUGGGAUGGAAUCCCUCCCCAAAUCCAACUUCGAGCUCAGGUUCAGGGUCGGCGUUAUCGGCCGUCAUCACAACGAACUCACCCCCUGCGACUCCGGCACCCGAUCCUCAUGUAUCUCCAGUGACAGUGGUUGAUCAAGGAACGGAAUCUUCUGGGCUGCCAGACACCGAAGUCACCACACAGCACGGGGAUGGGACGUUGGAAGACGACGCAGAGAGUCCACCUGUGCCUGAGACACAAUCAAGCUUGUGAACGAAUCGACGCAAACGUACGGCGGCAAGUCGCCCUUGCACUCCACUUCUCCCAAGACCAAAGCUUCGAGGUACAACUUAAGC